CCAACCACUUCCGAUCACUGGCCGAUCUACAUCUUCAUUAAGCGCCGCGGCCAAUAGGAUUAGGAACAACGAGCCUGCGAUUGUCCAAAAAUCCCGUCCGAAAGAUGUCUCCACAAAGGGCCAAUCAAUGCACUGAUUUCCACCUAAUCGCUUCGACGGCUUUUUAAGAACCAUUUACGUGACUUUAUUGCAAAUGGAAGUUUCGGAAAUACAUAUUUUUUUCCUAUAUCGAUGAUUUGAAGCGGGAAAUGAAAGUUGAUCCUGCGAACGAAGGGCGUAAUGACGGACAACGGUCGCUACGUAACGCCGCAAUUAUAAAAAUUCUGUGUCGUCUGAAUGCUCGUGUCGAUAUUGCAGUAUAGAGAUCGAUUGGUUAUUAAUUAUACAUUGGUUAUUUACAUACCUAUUGGGGUCCAAGAAAUUUUCAGUGUAAUGAAGGAAAAUUAAUUUUCCUGGACUUCCGAUAGACUUAAUAAGAAACGCUGAGACUCUUUAACUUACUGUUUCCAUUUCUUUUCGCGCUGUAUAGGCUGGGAAUGCUUGACCAUAGGUUUCAAUAUGUCAAAUGUUGCAUCCCCUAAACCCAAACGUCGAAAGAACAAGGCGAAAUUAAAGUUAUCUUGGGAUGAACCUACCAAAGAGGAACGAAUUGCGAAGCAGAUUGAUGAUUUCAUAAGUGACGUCAUCGAAAGUGCUAAACAGGAAUACCUGAUAAAAGAGCACUCGAGCAGCAUUAAUGGAGAAUGUGAGAUAUAUCUAAAUGAAGAACUGAAAGAAGAAAUGAUAAAGCUGGACAGUAUGGAGACGGCGGAACACGUCUAUGAUGAUUCUAUGGAGAACUGCGGCAAGACACGUCAAGCACAAUCUGAAAUGGAGCAAAGGCACCAAGAUGAAAAUUGUCCCGCAAGGCAUUAUCGGGCCUCCGAAUUAAACGAGGGAAAUCCCCUGCUAGCAGAGCAUGCCCAUAUGCCAAAAAGGAGGUAUCUACGUUUUUUACAGAGACAUUUAAUGAGAAUGUGUUGCCAGUGCACGUGUUUCAUGAAUGGCAAUGACGUCACUUAACCAUGACAAUCUAUGACAAUGUUUUUACCAGUUAAUAUUCUAUAUUUAAUUAUAUGUAUAUAUAAUUCAAUCGCUGGUUAUAUUUAUCAGUACAGAACCAAAGACUCUUAAAUUAGAAUCAUUAUCACAGGAGCUUGGACUUUGGGUAGUUGUGUCAAACAGCAAUGUGACGCAUGCCUGUCUAUUUCAUUGCUGCCCACUCAGUGAAAGCUCAUUGAAAUCAACACGAUUUGUCUGGCUUUUGAGCUAAGACUACGCAAUCGGUGCAUAUUUCACUUGAAUCCAGCGUCAUUUUUAACAUGUUUUGACGCAAGAAAUGAUAGCUACGUCCUACGGAAAGUCCAAGGCCUUGUUAAAAUGGUUCUACAACUGGUGUUUCCAAGCACCAAACUAUAUGUACUACAUAAACUGAAAUUCAAAGUUUCGUGUUUUAUCAGUUUUAGAUUUUUGGUUAUUGUUUUCUCAUAACAUUUUAAAAAAAAUAUUUUAUUUUAGUACUGUGUACAAACUAUGAUUUCCUUAUGCUUAUGUGAUACAUGAACCUUUACAUCUUCGCCAGCCAAGAGUUUCCGAUACAAUAUGUUCUUCGUAAAUGCAGGAACGUACUUGGCUAGCGAAAAUUGGUCUUUUAACUUAAAGACAUUUUACAUAUAUUUGUACUUUUUGUAGGUUCUUGAUGGAUGAUUUAUGAUUCUGAUAUAUAAAUAACUAUGAAAAAAGUAUUGGCAAUUAAUUUUUUUUUUGUGUCAAAUCAACCAUAUCGCAAUUUUUAAAACAAAUUAUAAUCUAUAUUUCUCCUAGUAAUCUAGAAAACUGUAAAAAAAAAAAAAUGAAAUAAAACAGUUGUUAAUCAAUUUUUCGUGAUUUAAUCUUUUAUAUAAGGUAAUGAUACAUAGUGUUUUCGACAAAUAUAUACCGGUAUUUAGUGUCAUUACUGUCAACAAGUUUAGCUAUUAACUUAUGGUGAAAAGAUUAGUGUCUUAACAACUACGUUGUGAGCUUCACUAGGAACAAUAACGUUAGUUUAUUUUGAAAGUGUUUUUCAUUUAAAGUGCAUCAAUUGUUUAUUUCUCAAAAAUAACAAUAACCUGACAGCUAGUAAAACUGGCUACCAAAGUAGGCAUGUUGUAUAUGCAAGGUGGCGCAAAUAAAAUAAAGUCGUGGAGAGAGUACUUUUUAAUAAAGAAAUGUAUGAACCAAUGUCCUUUUAGCAUUAUCUUCCUUAAAGCCAAAUGUUGCAUUUGUUGUGUUACGACUUGGUAGUUGUUUCCAUGCAGUAUAAGCUGUCUAGUUCUGUUCGUGUACGAUUGCGUUAUA
Molecule: messenger RNA, 2379 nt
Organism: Magallana angulata
Lineage: Eukaryota; Metazoa; Mollusca; Bivalvia; Ostreida; Ostreidae
Exons: 6
Coding region: 559-1062 (167 amino acids)
Source: RefSeq, a predicted model, not a curated record